CCGGUGACGCCAUGUCACAUGGCGGGUUUUCAACAUGUGCGGACUGGUUCUUAGCGGUUUUUAAGAUUAGUUAAAAAAUACUUUAACGUUACAUUUCACAUCCAAUCACGUAAAAUAGUAUUGAAAAUGAAUGUAGAUUCGUAUUACACAUUUAAUUUUCCUAGCGAGUAUCUGCGUUUCCUCACGUUUCCGUUCAUUUGCUUUUCUUUGGUUAUCACCUUGAAUUUGCUAAGGCGUAAAUUUCCUAUCACAGUCAACUGUUGGUUCUGUAAUCAAAAUACUGCACUGCCAUACAAAGAGAGGAACAGUUUUACUUGUCCAUCGUGCCAUCAGUACAAUGGAUUCACCGAGACUGGUGAUUAUAAUAAAGUGAUACCUGAACAGCAGGAUGAACUGCUUAAUCACAUUGUGUCACCAAGAAAGUUGCAUUCUGCCAGAGCUUCAAAUGGCUUAUGCCAAAUUUGUAAUAAUAACCAACAGUUGAAGAUUUAUCAGCUAGCCAAUUUUGUGCCAUUGAAUGAGGAUAACUAUGAUGUAGAAAUUGAGCAUUUCCAGACACAGCUGGAGAAAGCUUAUAAACUAUGCCAAUCUUGUAACGCCACAGUAAAGAAUACAAUUUCAAAGAGAAAUUGUGCACUGUUGGGGAAACAGAUUGAAGAGAUUCGAAAAUCGGGAAAAACGCUACUCAAUCAAUCAACUACUGCCAAACAAAAUAUCAGUAACUUAAAAAAAGGCAUUCUGUGUUCCAUAGUGAUAUCAACAGUGUAUUUUGUGUCUAAAAAUAGAAAAGAAUGGAUUGUGUUCAUGCAGAUGAUUGAAGAAUAUAGUUUAGAGUUGAUGUCUGCUCUAAUAGGCAGCUUAAUCACAAUGUUAGUUAUGCGCGUGACGUCACCACGAGUUGAAUCAGCACCAUUACUAACAGUAAAGAAGAUAAAAAUAGAAAAAACUACACCGGGUUCGCGUAUAUCGACUGGUUCCUAUACAACUUCACCACAACACAACGAUAUGUCCGGAGCAGAUAUAAGUUACACCAGUUUUCACUCACCUUUGAAUUCCACAACGAAAUCCGACGAUGGCGGAAGCAUCUGCUCGGAAUUAGAAAGAAUAUCGGCCGAUACCAACUCCAGUGACAGUUGUAAAACCAUAUUACGAAAAUCUCCGUCCGCUCCAUCGAUGUAUUCAUCAUUCACUGCCACGCAGAGUCCUUUUCCCUCUAAACCGCCCCUCAAUCACACUUUCCAGCAGCUAAAUAUCAAUCUCAAUGCGCAAUCAACCUCCAAUCGCGUCAUCUUAUCGCCAGCGAAAUUCCGGAAUCCAUGGACUGGUAAACCCUGGGACACGGAAAUAAACAGUAGGUCUUCAAGUCAAAGUUCCGGUGUUUACUCACGCGCGACUUCCAUUUGUGGCGAUGACAUCACCUCCGACCAGAAUCUGUUCAAAAAUGUAACAAAUCCACUGCCGACACACAUUUAUCCGAAUAAUAAUUUUAAUACUAUAGAUUCUAUGAACGUAUUUGGUCGAAUCUAUUAACUGGGUUGAUUUUGCGGGUUUACUUGUAAUUUAUGUCUGUAUUAUUUAUGUGUUCAAUGGAAUAUUUGUGAUUUUUGGGUUUGCAAAGACGCCAGGACGUAUUUUGCUACAAUCUAAGCCAAAAUUUAAUGAUUUUCGAUUGAUAAUGAAAAUUCGAAUAAAAAUUUAAUGUUUUACAUGAUUUGUUAUGCAGUUGUGUGUUCACUAUGAAUAAAAAUAAUGAUUAAACAAUAA
Molecule: messenger RNA, 1764 nt
Organism: Dalotia coriaria
Lineage: Eukaryota; Metazoa; Arthropoda; Insecta; Coleoptera; Staphylinidae
Exons: 4
Coding region: 127-1530 (467 amino acids)
Biological process (GO): nuclear migration along microtubule
Cellular component (GO): nuclear membrane
Molecular function (GO): actin filament binding; lamin binding
Source: RefSeq, a predicted model, not a curated record